Molecule: messenger RNA, 628 nt
Organism: Sinocyclocheilus grahami
Lineage: Eukaryota; Metazoa; Chordata; Actinopteri; Cypriniformes; Cyprinidae
Product: gamma-glutamyltranspeptidase 1-like
Exons: 5
Coding region: 147-485 (112 amino acids)
Biological process (GO): regulation of inflammatory response; glutathione catabolic process; regulation of immune system process
Cellular component (GO): plasma membrane
Molecular function (GO): glutathione gamma-glutamate hydrolase
Source: RefSeq, a predicted model, not a curated record
ACGAACAGGAAGCAGGAAGCUGUACUGCCUUGUGUAAUAUUUACCCGUUUGUUAUCUGACAAAUAUACUGCACCACCACUGCAAGUCUUUUUUCAACUUCUCCUCUGACUACGAGUUUCUUCAAACUGGUGGACAGGGGCUGUUCUAUGAUGGGUUGUCUCACAUGUAAAAGAUGCUUUGCAAUAAUUGUGAUUGUACUGAUUCUGAUAGUGAUAAUCACAAUCACUAAGAUAGUGAAAAUCAGUCCGAUACAAUCAGUCUCUCUGCAACCCUCUGAUAAGUGCUAUAAUAAAGCAGCAGUGGCAGCGGAUGCCGGGACUUGCUCUGAGAUCGGGAGGGACAUGCUGAAGCGUGAUGGUUCAGUAGUUGAUGCUGCUAUCGCUGCUCUGCUGUGUGUGAGUCUGGUUAAUGCUCAAAGUAUGGGCAUCGGAGGAGGGGGGGUUUUCACCAUAUACAAUGUAUCAACAGUUUUGGUUCUGGAGUGAUGUCACGCUCAACAGGCAUUAUAUUUAAUGACCAAAUGUGGGAUUUCAUUGAUCCUGAGCUGAUAAGUGGUUCUGGCAAAAACAACUUAAUUAAACCAGGUACAAAAAAAGUAUAGUUUGUAUGAGUUACACUAUUAUGUACA